CAGUCUCCUCUCCCAACUCCUGGAGGCAGCGCGGAGCCGGGCGGGCGAUGCGGGCUCCCGGAGCUGCUCUCCGCAGCGGCGCGGGGAACAGGCUCGGCGGCACCGCGCCCCGGCUGCCCGACUGCUUCUGAUGCGCCGCGGCGGGGGCCGCGCAGCCCGGGGUCCCGGCUCCACGAGGAUGUGGCUCCUCUUCGGCGCGGCAACUUUCUGGGGAUUGGUCCUGGCUCCAGGAUUUGGUCUGCAAAUACAGUGUUAUCAGUGUGAAGAAUUCCAGCUAAAUAAUGACUGCUCUGCUCCAGAGUUCAUUGUGAACUGCACAGUGAAUGUUCAAGACAUGUGCCAGAAAGAAGUAAUGGAAAAAAGUUCUGGAAUCCUCUAUCGCAAGUCCUGCGCAUCCUCUGCAGCCUGUCUAAUAGCCUCUGCCGGAUACCAGUCUUUCUGUUCCCCAGGAAAAAUGAACUCUGUUUGUAUCAGCUGCUGUAAUACUCCACUCUGCAAUGGACCCCGGCCCAAGAAGAGGGGGAAUUCUGGCACAGUGCCCAAGGCAGGCAUAUUAACUACUAUUUUGCUCUUAAAAUUGGCUCUUUUAUCGUCAGUGCAUUGCUAAACUUAAAGGAUUUUUUUUGUCUUGGCAUUGUUUGU
Messenger RNA from Trachemys scripta elegans, 642 nucleotides. RefSeq names its product LY6/PLAUR domain containing 1 (gene LYPD1). The record is from RefSeq and is a predicted model, not a curated record. The transcript is spliced from 3 exons. The coding region runs from base 131 to 607 and encodes 158 amino acids. Gene Ontology annotation, biological process: acetylcholine receptor signaling pathway. Lineage: Eukaryota; Metazoa; Chordata; Testudines; Emydidae. Gene Ontology annotation, molecular function: acetylcholine receptor inhibitor activity.